This is a messenger RNA of Rotaria socialis, 1227 nucleotides long. NCBI's taxonomy places the organism in Eukaryota, Metazoa, Rotifera, Eurotatoria, Philodinida, Philodinidae. The record is from the annotation of a GenBank genome assembly.
AUGACCAAUAACGAGGAAACGGAACAAAGUCCGUUCAAGCUCCCCGAACGUACCAUCAAUUUAAAUGAAAAUCAGUACACUACAGCGCAGUUAGUUAGUAAUUCAUUAAAACUCGUCAAUGAUGACUCAUUUAAACCAAUUCAUAAACCUCGUAACCAACAGCUACAAGGAAUCGAUCAGAAUAAUGAAAACACAACGGAUACUACAAACGUUCAUCCAAUUAAUUCGCCUGCACGGUCAAUAAGACGUAUGCAUUCUGACGACUUAGAUGAUGAUUUCAUCAGAGUUACAUACAAGAAAAAAAGAAAUUCAAACGGUGGUACCCAUAAUAGCCUUCAUGCAACUACGUCAAAUAUUCAUGAUCAACCUUCAAGCAGCAACGUUAUUAAUGCCAAGGGGCAUUCAAAUUCUUAUCAGAGAACAAUUGUCAAUUCGAACCUACGACAACCACAACCAAAACAUACAACAAAUGUAUCAACUCAACAAGACAUCUCAUCAGCCGCAACUCGAUACGCACAAACCAGGUAUCCAUUUCCACCAUUUAUAAUAAGAUUUCCGUUAAAAAACAUCAAUGAUAAACAUGUAGCCGAAGAAAUAAGUCUACACUUCAAACAGCAGCAUCAACUAGAUCUUUCGUUUCUCAACUAUCGAAGCUCGCAAGCCAAAUGUUUAGAAAAUGAACAAGAUGUGUUACUUUAUGUUAAAGAUGUUGAAUCAUUCACAAACUUAUUAGAUUAUAAAAAGUGGCCAAUAACAUUAGAUAACAACAGCUUUACUGUUCCAUCUACCCCAUCGAUACCACCUCAACUAUCGCUUAUCAUAAAAAAUGUUGACCUACGUAUCAAUAUAAAUGAAUUCACUGAACAUAUAAAACUUCAAUUUCCUGAAGUAAAAAAUGUUAUAAGACUUAAAAAUAAAAUGCAACAAGAAAUACGAUAUAUCAAAAUUGAAUUCAUCUCUUAUCUUGCUCGUAAUGAAAUGCUUAAGAAAGGAAGAAUUAACAUUGAUUAUAGGACAUAUGAUAUUGAAGAAUAUCUAGCACCUGCCGGUGUCCUCAUCUGCAGCAAAUGCUGUGGAAUAGGGCAUUUCAAGCGCCAGUGCACACAAGAUGCCAUUACAUGUAAAUUAUGUGGACAAACGUAUACCGAUGUUAAACAACAUACAUGCACCAACGUACCAAAAUGCGUGCACUGUGACGGUGCACAUGAAUCUAAUGCUACCAACUGA